Dovyalis caffra is the source of this 285-nucleotide messenger RNA. Lineage: Eukaryota; Viridiplantae; Streptophyta; Magnoliopsida; Malpighiales; Salicaceae. The record is from the annotation of a GenBank genome assembly.
AUGCGCCAAAAGGAACGAGGCAUCGUGAUUAUAUGGAUAGGAAACUCCGCUGCCUGCUCCACUCGCGGGUGGCCAAAUGAAGUUCGAGUUAAGAAAAACCCCGGAGACCGCAGGAAUUGCGCACACUUGCUGAGAAAGCGCGCGGGCUGGGCCAGGAAACGAUCACAGAAAACGUGUGCAGCUUCAGUAGGAUCAGGGGAUUAUGGAAGUGUGAGGGAGAAAGAUAAAAUUCGUGAAGAGAUGUCGACAGAGGGCAAGGAAAAGAAAGUUGGAGAGAAAAGGUGA